Messenger RNA from Plasmodium fragile, 4056 nucleotides. RefSeq lists its product as uncharacterized. The transcript has a single exon. Gene Ontology annotation, biological process: nuclear-transcribed mRNA catabolic process, 3'-5' exonucleolytic nonsense-mediated decay. Gene Ontology annotation, cellular component: Ski complex. Gene Ontology annotation, molecular function: RNA binding; RNA helicase activity; ATP binding. Bases 1 to 4056 code for a protein of 1351 amino acids. Lineage: Eukaryota; Apicomplexa; Aconoidasida; Haemosporida; Plasmodiidae. The record is from RefSeq and is a predicted model, not a curated record.
AUGGCGUAUAUAUACUCCAAGCUCUCGGACUUCUGGACCAGCGAUGAUGAAGAUGACGAGGAGGUGGACGCAACGGAGGAGGAUGUGCCAAGUAUGGCGAACGGGGCGAACGCGGCGAACAUAGGAAACGCUGCAGGAGGGAUAGCAAACUACACCGACAUGGCGUACGACGCGGUGAAGAGAUUGAGCGACCCUCUACUCGACCCGAACAACGAACUGUGCAGUUAUGCCCUUGAAAACGACGACGAAGCCCCCUUCGAAAAGAGAGAACAUGUGGGGCCCAAUGAUACAUAUUACGCAGACAGUAGCCCCUUCGCAAAUGUCAUGGACAGUGGACUUAGCUUUAACAUAAACGAAGUGAUGAGCGGACUCACCAACAACGUAGUAGACAAUUUCUCCAUCAAAAGUAUGGUAGAAAAAUAUGACCUUAGUAACUUUAUGUACAACGAUACUUUAUUAAAAUAUUGCGAGGCGGGAGUAGCAAUAAAUGAUGAUUCGGCAUGCAGGGAGAAGCUUUCCUUGAAUGAGAAUUUCCACUUUAGUUCCUUUGGCCCUGUGGAAUAUGUAAGUCCGCCGUGCGGUAACGUGAAGGGGGGCGCCGAGGGGACUCCUGCUCAAAAUGCAGUGGAGAACAUAAUUGACGCGAGCGUUGAGGAGGACACGGCGGGAGGUUUAACAGAAGAGGCGAAGUUACCCGAGAGUGAGGAGGUCACGGUAGAUGCCACUCCAUCAGUGGCGAUGCAAACCCAACCGGAGGAACGUGGUGCUGAGGAAGCCCCUACCGCAGACGAUAAAGCCAACGUAAAGUACAUAAGGAAAAAAUGGGUGAUAGAGGACAACCAUUCUGACGUCACCAACUUCAGCCAAAAUGAUCUUCUCUUAAGCUACGAUUUCGAACUAGAUGAUUUUCAAAAGAGGUCCAUAAAACACCUGAACAAUUUCAAACAUGUAUUCGUAGCAGCGCACACAUCAGCAGGAAAAACUUUAAUAGCAGAACAUGCCAUCGCCAUGUCUAUCAAGUUAAACAAAAAGGCAAUAUACACCAGCCCCAUAAAAGCAUUGAGUAAUCAGAAAUACCAUGAAUUUAAAAAUAUUUUUAAAAGUGUAGGUAUAAUAACAGGAGAUAUAAAAAUGAAUGUUAAUGCUAACUGCAUAAUUAUGACCACAGAAAUUUUAAGAAAUUUACUUUAUAUAAAUGACAAUAUAAUUAACAAUAUACAUUGCGUCAUUUUUGAUGAGGUCCAUUAUGUGAAUGAUAAUGAAAGGGGUUUUAUAUGGGAGGAGUCUAUCAUUAUGUUGCCUCCUCAUGUUCAAAUUUUACUACUUAGUGCUACGGUGCCAAACUAUCUCGAGUUUGCUGAUUGGGUAGGAUUUACAAAGAAAAAGGAAAUUAUUUCCAUCUCCACGAAGAAGAGACCCGUACCGCUGCUGCAUUACAUUUAUGCCUACGAUUCCAUCUUUCAAAUUAUGGACGAGAAGAACAAAAUUUACUCCUCUGCUUUUAAGGAGAUAUACACCAAGGUUAGGGAGAAGGAGCAGGCUAGCAACGCAAUACACGGUGGGCAUGCUGGUCAUGGUAGUGGUGGCCACGCCAAACAGGCGCCAAGUGCGAAGAAAAACUACCCCGAUGGGAAGAAUAAGCAGCAAGGAGGAACGGCCACAAGUACUCCUACAAAUAAUAAUCAACCAAUUGCAUAUAACGAGUACUGUAAACAGAAAAGAAGACAAAAACUAUUUGCAAACGAAGCAAAUAUGAAAACGGAAAUACAAAAACUUCAGGCACUUAUAAAAAAAUUAGAACAAGACAAUAAAUUGCCAGUAGUCCUUUUCUGUUUUUCAAGAAUAAAGUGUGAAACAUAUGCCAAGAGUAUGCCCCAUUUAAAUUUCCUACACAACAAGCACAAGUCCAAAGUCCAUUUGUUCAUUAAAGAAUCGAUAGCAAAAUUAUGCACACAGGAUAGAGAACUCAAUCAAAUUAAAAUUUUAACAAAAUUGCUUGAAAAAGGAAUUGGAAUACAUCACAGUGGGUUACUUCCUAUAUUGAAAGAAAUUGUGGAGAUACUUUUUUCAAAAGGGUUAAUUAAAAUUUUGUUUGCAACGGAAACCUUUGCCAUGGGAAUUAAUAUGCCUGCCAAAUCUGUUGUUUUUACUUCUAUUUAUAAACAUGAUCAAUUGAAGAAAAGAAUUCUCACAUCGUCAGAGUACACACAAAUGUCUGGUAGAGCAGGCAGGAGAUGUUCCGACAAGUACGGCUAUGUGUAUAUCUACUGUCCAGAUAAAAUUCCAGACCAGGUUCAGCUAACCGAAAUGCUCAUGCAAAAAGCAGUCAGCUUGAAAAGCAAAUUUAAGGUCACCUACAAUAUGAUCUUAAAAUUGCUUAUCAAUAAACAAAUAAAUAUUGAAAAAAUGCUCUUCAGCUCAUUUUUGGAAAGUUGUAGAGCUGUUCAAAUUCCUCUCUUUAAAAAAGACUUGAAGAGAAAAAAAAAACUUUUGCAAAAUAUAAAACAAGUGCAGUGUAUCUAUGCGAAUGAUGUUAAUUAUGUCUCGCCAAUUGAGAACUAUGUACAGAUUGACAGCAAGCUUAAACACAUCGGAUUGAGUUUACACAGAAAACUAUUCACCACCAAGAGCAGCAACUCCUUCGUCAUCGGGAGAGUUAUGCUGCUGAACAAUAUCGCCACUCUGCACAGCUCCAUCUACGGCGUUUACCUCGGGUGUGACAAGAGUAGCAGCAAAAAAAACGAAAAGGUGGACUUUGCUCCGAAUAGCAUUUUUUUUCAGAACUACUCCGGACCAGGGGAGGAGUCCAAUGAGAGAUUCUUUUUCCUCUUUAUCUUACCCGACUUCAUGACGUAUGAAGAAUUUCUGCAAAAAAUGGGGAACGGGGCUGCAGGGGAAAACACCCCCAAUGGGGUGAAGCGGCUCGCACAAAUGAAUCGCUCUCCCAUGAUGCAGACGAACAGAUUGACCCAUGAAAAUGUAAACAUAUUCGACAAGUAUAGAAACCUCUUUUCCAAGGAGAGCACCCCCACCGGGGUUCAAAUCAUUCACCACAAUUCAUUCGACACGGAUAUGCAGAAGAAGCACUUCGUGGUCUGCUCCAACGUACCCCUCGAGCACAUCUCCAUCAUCACAAACACAGUCAUCGUUUUGCCAAAUGUAAAAACAACAGCCAUUUUAAAUAACCCCAAAAAUAUGCUGCUGUAUAGUAUGGAAUUAGAUAGGCUAGUAGAAAAGGGAAAUUUCGAACCGUUCGUUUUGACCAAAAUGCUCAAGUCCCUAAAAUGUGAGUUCUACUCAGUACUAAUAAAGCAAGCAGAUUAUUUGGAGGCCUUAAAAAAGUCACAAUGCUAUUCAUGUAACAUGAGAGAAAAGCAUUACGAACUUGUGUGCAAAAGAAACAACUGUAUUAACGACAUUGAAAAUAUUGAACGAAACAUUAACGCCAAGUCUCUUAAUUUGUAUGAAGACUUGGAGGGAAGAUUGGACGUCCUCAGGCAUUUCUCCUUCAUUGACGAGGACCAUAAUUUAACGGUUAAAGGAAAAAUAGCUAGCUAUAUUACCAUGACAGAUGAAAUUACCCUCACGCAAGUUAUCUUUGAAAACGUUUUGAAUAAUCUGAACCCACCCGAAAUAGCAGCUGUUCUGUCUUGCUUUGUUGCACCAGAAAAAAAAAUAGAAGAAUCACCAGAUCUUACUGUUAAUCUGCAGGACGUUAAAAUGGCCUUGACAAAUAUUCACAGCCAAUUUGAAGAAUUCUACAAAAUUAUUCGCUUGAAAAUCAGCUCGGAAGAGCACUGGAAAUUGUGCAGCUUUAAAAUUAUGUUCAUUGCGUACAAGUGGGCUCUCGGUGUUUCUUUUGCUGAACUCCUAGAGCAGUCCGAGUUGGAGGAAGGGCUCAUAGUGAGGUCCAUUUUGCGCUUGGACGACCUUUGCAGGAAGGUAAAAAUCGCCUUUCUGUACCUUGGGAACGUCGACUUGGCGGAGCGCCUCGAGACCACAUGCACUCUCCUCCGCCGGGACAUCAUUUUCAUGACGUCGCUUUAUUUGCAAUGA